CGUCGACCCGGGGUUGUGUCUCUCCUCCUCUGCGCUCGACUUGCUGCCCGAUGCUGAUCCUCUCUUGGCGUCUCUCCGGCUUCUCCGCGACCGUUGCUCAGACUUCCGCUCCCUUCUUCCCUCGCCUCUUACUUUCUUCCCCUGGAACUCUACAUUCUCCUCUCUUUCUGUCCUCCUCCAGCCUCCUCCUCAUGCCCAUCCUGGGUCCGCUCAACUUCUCCCCCCGGUGACACCUCGAAUCUCCCCAUGGCCAAGGUCGAUGCCGCGGGGGAGGUGGUGGAUUCCGCCCCGACCGCCGCCUCGCCGACCCCGAGUCUCCCCAAAGCCCCCGUCGAGGCUCGCUCGCUGUCUUCCAUCACCGCAAUCGCUUCCAACCCUCCGGCCUAUCCGCGCAAUCCGACCCAGAAGAAACUCGACCCGUUGGUGCUCUAUAUUGUGCGGGUCCCGGGCAGUCGAGAUGUUUUCCUUACUCCCUUGAAACCUCCCACGAAGUCCAACGUCUCGGCCGAGGCCAUCAAUGCCUCUCUAUACUAUUUGCACGUCGCCACCCCGGACGAUGACGUCCUGCUCCAGGAAUACGAGCAGGAGCGCGAAGAGGAGGCCCGGCUGCGAAAAGAGGCCCUCAAGGAUGAUCCGGAUGCUCCGCUUCUCUCGCGCGAGUUUGCGCGAUUGAACAAUGUCCGGCGCAAGCCUGUUCCUGGUGCUGGGGGCGCAGGCAGCACCCCCAAGGUCGAUGCGACCACCACACCCCCCGCUCGCCCUCGUCCGACCUCGUGGCAGUCGCAGGGAUCGUUGCCGUCGACUCCAAGCCUGCAGCGUCCUUCCAUGCCUCCCCGGCCGAGCUUCCAGGGACAACCCCCCGACUACGCUCCCACAACACCGCCAUUCGCGCCCGUCAAUCGCGAUCCUAUCGAGGCCGUGGCAGAAGCUGCGCGCGCGUCGCGGCCCCUUCCUCCUGUCCCGAGAGAGGAGCCUGUGCUGGGACCUCCGUUAGACCCGGUGCCGAAGAAGACCAAUCGGUGGAGCGCUGCGCUGUCGGGGUAUAUCGCUCGGGGGCAGGAAACGUUGAGGGAUAAAUAUGAAGCCGGUCGGCCGAGUCUGGACGCUCAACGGCCACCGAUUCGGCCGGAGAUCCGGCCGCAUUCAGCGCAUGGGAGUCCAUCACAUUCUUAUCUCGGGUCGCCCUCGAGGAGCCCUGGGAGGGCUCCCGCCAGGAGUCCAGGGCAAUCGCCCAGCCGGAGGCCGCACGACCGGAUGCCUGAACGCCCGGGGUUCCAUCUCACGCUGAUCCGUCGGGAUCCGACGCAUGGCAGCCAGUGGAACGUUGCGACCAUGUCGACACCCCGGAUGGACGGUGGGCCCAUCGAUAUUGAGGUGCUCACGCCGGGAUACAAUCGAUUUACAGCGCAAAAUGAGCCGCUUUCCCUCGCGAGCUUGGGAGUGAAUCUCCCCGGCGGCCAGCCGAUCUCGCUCUCAUCAUUCAAACGCCCACAGGAGGUGACCGAACCCACCUCUACCCCUAACGAACCACAUCCUCGACGAUUCCACCGCAAGCUCUGUGUCUCCCGGCCCUACUUCCAGGAAGAACCACGAGGGUCGCUGGACCUCCCUGGUCGUCCGUCUCUCGACAGCACCGGCAGCGGCAGUCCCACGAAGCCCCAUGCACCGCCGCACUCCAAGCUGAAGAGCGGCUAUUACACCUUCAAUUCGCCAUGGAAUGGCAUCUGCACCUUUACGACAAGCGUCAACGGUCGCAGCCUCAAAUGCAAACACAUGAUACCCACCCCUGGUUUUCCCAAUGCCAGCAGCCACCAUCACACACCCACCUCACUGCCAGAGGCACCCGCCAUUACUGUUGCCGAAAUUCGCUUCAACACGCCCUUUCGAACAGGCCACCUCCACCAGCCAUCGGGGGCUCAUAUGUCACCGUUUGCGCUCGGCCCAACCUACCACCCCGCCUCCCCUCCCACGGAAUUCUCUCUCUCCUCUCCGACAACCUCCGGCAAUCCCUCCUCGAAACGAGAUUCCCUGGCCCGGUUUCUCAACGCACACAAAUACACCCGACCUCGCGCCCGCUCAGGCGCUAGUAUCUCCUCUGGAGACUUUGGUGCCAGCCACCAUGCCCGCAAUCCUUCAAAUAGUAGCACCAGCAGCGGAGGUGACGAAGAACGAGAAAAGACGGGACUCUUGCGCCGUCCCCCGAGCGACGACCGAUUGGAUCUGUCUCUUGCGCGGGAGCGGGCGGGCGGAGGGAUGCGGGGGAAGUCAGCCAAGAUGGGCAAAUUGAUUGUCGAGGAUGAGGGGAUUAAGAUGUUGGAUUUGGUGGUUGCUGCUUGUAUGGCUGUGUAUACGGUGAGCUGUUGAUAUUCCCAUACUGUUCAUUUGGCAUUUGAGCGAUUGCAUCAUGUAUUCCAUAGCUGAUUAGUAUUCUGAGUAUUUCAUGAUACCUUGUACCUUAUGUAAACCACCAACCUAGUCACUUGUAUCUAGAUCUAC
This is a messenger RNA of Aspergillus ibericus CBS 121593, 2496 nucleotides long. RefSeq lists its product as uncharacterized. The coding region runs from base 247 to 2364 and encodes 705 amino acids. Lineage: Eukaryota; Fungi; Ascomycota; Eurotiomycetes; Eurotiales; Aspergillaceae. The record is from RefSeq and is a predicted model, not a curated record. The transcript has 2 exons.